AUGAAAGAAGAUGCGCCACCUGGGGUCUCGGCGUCGCCGCUACCGGAUAACGUGAUGGUAUGGAAUGCAAUGAUAAUUGGCCCAGCGGAUACGCCGUAUGAGGAUGGUACCUUUAGAUUACUGCUAGAAUUCGACGAAGAGUAUCCGAAUAAGCCUCCACAUGUGAAGUUUCUGAGCGAAAUGUUCCAUCCAAACGUGUACGCCAAUGGCGAAAUAUGUCUCGAUAUACUGCAAAACCGAUGGACACCGACUUAUGAUGUGGCAUCGAUACUUACGUCGAUUCAAAGUCUGUUCAAUGAUCCUAACCCUGCAUCUCCUGCGAACGUGGAGGCUGCCACGCUUUUCAAGGACCACAAGUCUCAAUACGUGAAGAGAGUGAAAGAGACGGUAGAGAAAUCGUGGGAGGACGACAUGGACGACAUGGACGACGACGACGAAGAAGAAGAUGACGAAUGA
Torulaspora globosa is the source of this 456-nucleotide messenger RNA. RefSeq names its product E2 ubiquitin-conjugating protein RAD6 (gene RAD6). NCBI's taxonomy places the organism in Eukaryota, Fungi, Ascomycota, Saccharomycetes, Saccharomycetales, Saccharomycetaceae. Gene Ontology annotation, molecular function: ubiquitin conjugating enzyme activity. The record is from RefSeq and is a predicted model, not a curated record. Gene Ontology annotation, biological process: DNA repair; protein polyubiquitination; proteasome-mediated ubiquitin-dependent protein catabolic process. Bases 1 to 456 code for a protein of 151 amino acids. The transcript has a single exon. Gene Ontology annotation, cellular component: HULC complex.